Trichoderma virens Gv29-8 is the source of this 768-nucleotide messenger RNA. RefSeq lists its product as uncharacterized. The record is from RefSeq and is a predicted model, not a curated record. The transcript has 2 exons. The coding region runs from base 1 to 768 and encodes 255 amino acids. Lineage: Eukaryota; Fungi; Ascomycota; Sordariomycetes; Hypocreales; Hypocreaceae.
AUGCCGACAACGCUGGAAUGGCUCAAAUUACACAUCACCCAAAUACGACAGCUACAACAAAGCGACGGCUACCAUGAAGAUGAAGACACUUUUAUGUACCUAGGCGACUAUUUCGAUGGGAAUUUGACUACCAAUGAGACGGCGAUCUUAAUAGCUGCACCAGUGCUAGACGAUCCCAGCCCUCCCACCAAACUGUACCGCCUCAUGGGAUUACUAUGCGAAGCCCUGGUAGAGUUAAGCGAUGAGCGCGAGAAGCUGCUAAGUCUCCUCGAAUCCAUCCAGGAGCUCCCUCCAGCCGCAAUUAACUGGGCAGUUCUCCCAGGGCUUCGCAAUAUGUGGAGAGAGCCAAUACCCGAGAACAGACAAACUAAAAUGCGUCAACAUUAUACCGCAAUUGGCACAGUUGAAGCCGAGCUAUAUGAUCGAGGCCUCGGCGGUGUAACAGAAAAUUGGGGAUAUGAGCUAUUGAACCUAGCCUGCUUGAGGCGUCCUGGGCUAGAAGUUAUCAUGGGCGAGAUACAUGCUUGGCUUACCGUAGCUGGGACAAAACUACUUAAGGAUCUGAACCCAGAUGAGGUGAGGAAUUGGUCAAGGCCGGUGCUCGGCGGGCAACCUGGACAGCAGCAUGCUGUUCAAGGCACGAUGGCACAGCAUUGGGAAACUUGGCGACGCACGUUGUUGCAGUUGAGUGAGGAGAAGGAUUUUUUAUCUGCAGAGGCGAGGAGGCUUGCAAGAGAGUGCCAUUUGAUGAUGCAGGGACAUAUAUAG